Molecule: messenger RNA, 1815 nt
Organism: Fraxinus pennsylvanica
Lineage: Eukaryota; Viridiplantae; Streptophyta; Magnoliopsida; Lamiales; Oleaceae
Source: the annotation of a GenBank genome assembly
AUGGGUUUUUGCGGUAAUCUUGAUUUCCUCUCUAUUCUUCCGGGAGAAGCGGAUGUAGCUUUGGAAGUUGAACCGGUGGUGCCAGUGGAGGAAGAUUGUAGUGAUGAGGAGAUGGAUGUCGAUGAACUAGAGCGAAGGAUGUGGAGGGACCGAAUGCUCUUGAGACGGCUUAAGGAGCAGAAGAAGAACAAGGAGUCCAUCGAUGAUAGUGCAAAGCAGCGUCGGUCUCAGGAGCAAGCGCGACGGAAGAAAAUGUCUCGUGCACAAGAUGGAAUCUUGAAAUACAUGCUGAAGAUGAUGGAGGUUUGUAAAGCUCAGGGUUUUGUGUACGGGAUCAUCCCCGAGAAGGGCAAACCUGUGACAGGAGCAUCAGAUAAUCUUCGCAUAUGGUGGAAGGAAAAAGUUAGGUUUGAUCGAAAUGGUCCAGCUGCAAUUGCCAAAUACCAGGCAGAGAAUUCGAUCCCGGGAAAAGUUGAGGAAGCAAGUAUUGCAGCCUCUACUCAUACGCUUCAAGAGCUCCAGGAUACAACGCUUGGCUCACUUUUGUCUGCUCUGAUGCAGCACUGCGAUCCACCUCAGAGGCGGUUCCCUCUGGAGAAGGGUGUUCCCCCACCUUGGUGGCCUACCGGAAAGGAAGAAUGGUGCUCUCAAUUGGGUUUGCCAACUGAUCAAGGGCCACCUCCGUAUAAGAAGCCGCAUGAUUUGAAAAAGGCCUGGAAAGUUAGUGUUCUCACAUCCGUGAUCAAACACAUGUCCCCUAACAUUGCCAUGAUCCUCAAACUCGUCCGGCAGUCAAAAUGCCUACAGGAUAAGAUGACAGCUAAGGAAAGUGCAACUUGGCUUGCUAUUAUAAAUCAAGAGGAGGCUUUAUACCGAAAGCUAUAUCCCAAUAGCAUUCCACCAGCAUCCUUGGCUGGUGAGAGUGGAUCGUAUUCAGUCAGUGAUACCAGUGACUACAAUGUUGAAGGAGCAGAAGAUGAUGGCAACAUUGAAGUGGAAUGUAAGCCCCGUGAUACGAAGUUUUUCAACUUGGGGACAGCUGCAACUAGUGAAAGGCACAUGAUGCCUCUCUUAGCUCCAAUCAAGGGAGAGAUUAUUGACGUCGAUUCAGAUUUUAUUCCAAAGAGGAAACAGAUAACUAAUGAGGUGCACAUGGAUCAGAAGAUGUUUACAUGUGAGUUUCCUCAAUGCCCCCACAGUGAUUAUCAUAUGGGAUUCAAUGACCGGACAUGGAGAAACAAUCACCAAAUGAAUUGCCCAUACCGUUUCAGUUCGUCUGAAAGGCUUAACAAACCAAGAUAUCAAAUUGACAAUGACAAGCCAGCAGUUUUCUCUGGCCCUUCUGCCCAAAACGAGUCAUUUUCUCUGCCCUUGAACGAUGCUCCAGCAAGUGUGGAUGUUUCUGACCUUGGAAUUCCUGAAGACGGCCAAAUGAUGAUUUCUGAGCUUCUGUCAUUCUACGAUAACAAUCUUCAGCAAAACAGUAGCUUCAACUCUGGGGAUCUCAACUUUCUAGAAACUCAAAGCUCGCAGCAGCAAACGACACAACUUCAACAAGGCGAUUAUUUCAUCAGACAGGGAGUUGCGUCAGGGGGCAACGUGUUUCCAGAAACAAGUAUGGCCUCUAGUAAUUCCGUGUUCCCAUCAACAGAAUUCCAGCUCAAUCAGUGCAAGCCCUCGUACAAUUCCACAUCCAGUGGCAACACAAACGAGAAUAUAUCUGACUUCAGGUUUGAUUCACCUUUCAACUUGACACCAAUCGACUACUCCAUGGAUCCACUACCUAGGCAUGAUGCAUUGUUGUGGUACCUCUGA